AUGGUAGAAAACACUGCUUCGCCCAGAGAUGCGGCUCGCCUUCGCUCUCUAGGUGGAAAAGGUGCUGGCUCCUGGCUUAACACGAUUCCAGAAUCAGCAAAAUUCGCACUCUCACCUUACGAAUUCCGUUUGACGUGUUUGCUGAGAUUGGGUCUACCUUUGCCGGCUGUCAGAUGGAUUGAGCAGUGUGAUUGUGGAACUGCAUUAGACGAAAUGGGAUACCACUUGCUGACUUGUAAGAAGGGUGGUGGGCCUGUUUGGUCACACGAUUCGAUAGUAAGUGAAUGGGAUGACUGUUUGCGGCAGCUGCAGAUUCACCACAAAAAGGAACCGAGGGACAGAUACAAUGAUAGCAACAACAGACCGGACAUCGCUGUCUUUGAUGUUGGCUCUGGUGCCAAUGUGGAACUAGAUGUAGCCCUUUCACAUCCAUGGGCAUCGGACAUUGUGAGUCAGGCUGCUGAGAAAGACGGGGCAGCAGCAGCAAGAAGAGAGGACAGGAAGACAAAAAAAUACAGUGAGCUAAAGCUCGCUGGAAUGUCUUCAAUGAGAUUUGUUCCCCUCGUCAUGGAACACUUUGGUCGCUGGGGUGAAGAAGCCACAAAGUAUCUACAGGAACUAUCUCGCCGAUCAUGUGAUGAUGCUGGCAACAAUAACUGCAAUGAGUUUAUGUGCUUUUGGCGAAAGCGGUUUUCAAUAACACUACAGCGGUGCAAUGCAAAGACAAUAGCAAAAAAAAUUUCUAUUCUUACCUUUAAUAGUUGUAACACUGUAGAUGACUUUGUCACACAAUUUUACAUACAUUAGGUAUAGAUAGCAGUAUAGUUGUAGUGGCCGCAUAGAGCCUGCUUAAACUCACCUUCUCUUCAUUAGCCUGUAGUAGUGUUCAUGUUUGAAAUAUAUGAGGAUUGACAGACAGACAGACAGACAGACAGACAGACAGACAGACAGACAGACAGACAGACACACACACACACACACACACAUACACACACACA
Corticium candelabrum is the source of this 998-nucleotide messenger RNA. RefSeq lists its product as uncharacterized. Bases 1 to 807 code for a protein of 268 amino acids. The record is from RefSeq and is a predicted model, not a curated record. The transcript has a single exon. Lineage: Eukaryota; Metazoa; Porifera; Homoscleromorpha; Homosclerophorida; Plakinidae.